Rhizophagus irregularis DAOM 181602=DAOM 197198 is the source of this 309-nucleotide messenger RNA. Lineage: Eukaryota; Fungi; Glomeromycota; Glomeromycetes; Glomerales; Glomeraceae. The record is from RefSeq and is a predicted model, not a curated record.
AUGGAAGAUAAAGAAAAUAAAGAUGCAUCAAAUAAACCAUUUAUUGUUACUGAUAAGUUCAAUAACCCAUCUGCAACUAUAAAAAGUGAUAUUAUUAACAAUUAUUUAUAUGCCAUUGAUAAAGAAAAUAAAGAUGAAGUUGAAUCAAAUAAUGAAUCUGAAAAAGAAUUAGAUGAUAUAGGUGAUAAAAGUAAUGAAGAGGUGUUUCAAUUACAAAAUCCAAAAAUUAGGCGAGAUAAAGGAAGGCCAGCUAGUACAAGAAAGUAUAAAGCAUCACAUGAAAAAGAAGGGAAUAGUAAAACAAAGUAA